GUUCAAAAUCUUGAUAAUAUCAGGAAGGCUCGAAAAAAGGUGAAGGGCAUUCUUGUGGAUAUUGGGCUUGACAGCUGCAGGGAGUUGUUGAAGGUAAAGCAUUCAAGUAAUGUAAAAAAUCUGAAACUUGCAUUUUAAACCUUUGAAAAAACUUUCACUGUUCAUAUAUGGAUAUUCCUCUACCAUAGAUGUUUAUGAUGAGGUAAAGGAAAGAAAACUGUCUGUACUUGAAUUGCUGAAGUCUCACAAUAUUUGUAUACUAGGGGUGGAACUUCGAGUUUCCGGCAACGUUAUGUGCUAAAACACUAUUUCUCAACAAGAUGUGUUGUAGAUGGUGCUGCAUACUCUCUGCUAGUAAUAUUUCAGCAAAAGGAAACACUACAGCUUCAGGUAAAAUGCUAUUAAUAAAAUGUUACCUGUCUACUACACCACAACUUUUUUUUUUUUUCCUUUUUAAACUCAUGAGGAAAUGAAGACUUGCAUCUGCUCAAAGAGAUUAAACUCUCUCCCUUCACAUAUCAAAGGGAAGUCUCUGAAGGAUGUACAAAUUGUCAGCAUUUAUAAAAAGCAACGAGCAGUGAGAUGCAGUAAUCUCUCUCAGGCCUUUAAAACUUGCUUCCAGGAAAAAUAUCAAAUUUGGCUCACUGAGUUGUAGUUCAGUUCUGCAUCUUAAAGCAUGUGCAACUGCACUGAGAUGAUAAAGAUGAACGUAGUACCAUUGUGGACGCUUUCUGGAGAAAGUAAUGUGCAACAAAGAAGAAGAAUUUAUACCAGCAGACUGGACAACCUAAUAUCAGAAAAGUGCAAGCAUAGUAGCAUGCUUUCAGCAACUAAACAGUAGUCUUUCAGCCAGCUCUGGCACAAGCUGUUUUGCCUGCUCGGUAUGGUCAUGACUUCAUACGAGGGCUGGGAUCAGUUCUCUGUAAUGGUACUGAAGGAAAAAAGCUGAGUUAACUCUGCAGGGUUGCUGCUGUCUCUUGCUGUUACUCCCCCCCCCCCUUUUUUUUUUUUUUAAAUUGUGUGAAAAUUGUAUAAAUAAAAGAUUGAGGGAAAAUAUACUUCAGAUCUACAUGCGUAACUAAUUCUGGAACACUUUUGGUUAUUGUAGUUGAACGAUGUUUAAUCAUACUUAAUGCAUUUAAAUAAAUAUAAUGAGAGCACAGAAUGGUGUAUUUGUCUAAUUCCAUGUUUUCACUAUUCUUAUGUAUGUUGUGUUGUAUUUAGAGCUCUAAGCUGGAAGUUUUUCUGUCUUGACCCUUGAAAGUAAAAAUGUUUUGCUGAUACUAGUUUUCUUGCUAUAAAAUAGAUCGCAGCAGUGAAGUCCACCUUUGUUUGAACCAUGGGGCUUAAUGGUGAAUAAGUGGUCUAGAGAGAACUGCAGCAAACGUGUUCGUUUUGGAAUAAGCUCUGGGAAGUGUGGGCCCAGAAGACUUCCCUCAAGCAAGUGCAUCACACAAAAUGAGUUUUCAAGAUAAUCUGGGGCUAUUUGGGUGUGACUUUACCAGCAAGAAUAGUGGGAUUUUCUUGAACUUUCUUUACACUUGUCUCCUAUGAGUCUUUCCUGUUGGUAGAAUAGCAUGUCUGAUGGCUAAUAGUUAAGAACAAGCUCAGCUGAAUGUUUUUUUCCCUCUAAUAUCAAGGUGGAUCUCUGGACAUGGUGCUCUUGAGGCAGAACAACUAAGUAAUGAACCUUAAAAGUUUUGACCCAGGUGAAAAAUACUUUUGCAACACUUCAUGGAGUGAUGUCUCUCCUUGGGAGUCUGUGGGCAAAAGGAAGAGAUACAGAACAAAGCCGUACUGCUGUAGCUUAUGCAAGUUCUCUUCAAAAUUGCUUACUUCAUUCAAGAAUCACUUGCAUCGUUACCAUGAAGAUGAAAUGGACCAAGAGUUGGUGGUUCCUUGCCCAAAAUGUGCAUUUGCUUCUGAUCCCAAAAUAGUGGGAAAACAUAUCCGGAUGUUUCAUUCAUCUAAUAAGAGAAUACAGAACUAUACAGUCAGCAUUUUGGAUGGCAUGAAACAAUUCAGGAGUGACAUCAUAAACUUUACGUGUCUAAAAUGUCACUUUACAGACACAUUGUAUUACAAUAUGAAGAAACAUGUGCUGAUGAACCAUUUUCAGAACUUAAUAAGCACCUAUUUUGGCCAGAGACCUGAUGAAAGUGAAGAGAAUUCUGUUGAGCACUACUGUAAAAAGUGCAAUGCUUCUGCAAACAGCCAAGAUUCUUUAAUGUAUCAUGUCUUGACAGCUGAAACCCACAGAGACCUGGAGAACAAACUUCGGUCUGUGAUUUCGGAACACAUUAAGAAACCAGGACUUGUGAAACAAAUGCAUAUUGCUCCGAAGCCUCCCCCAGCUAUGGCUGUGGCUGUUCUUUCUUUAGGGCCGGCCACUGCCACAGCGGGUUCCAUUACCGCUCCGGCUUGCAUCCACCUUGCCUUUCCACAGAAUAAUCAAAGCCAGACCGUAGUGCAGGCAAAAGCAGUUCAAAACACAGUCAGAUCACUGGCUGUUCCAAGUGCCUCUGGUAGCCUUCCACAUGCAACUUCUGCUCCAGUUGUUACUGCGUCACAUGUUACACUUGUAUCUAGUAAUCUUCCUGUAGGUCAGAAUAGUGUUAAUAUUCAGCCGUCACCAUCGCAGCCUAUCAUCGUUUCCCAUAGACUCCCUCUUAACCAGCCUGUUGGGGCUGGGGCUAUUUCUCUUAAUCAUUCUGUUGGGACCCUAAAUAGAACGGUGGCCCCUGCAGUUCUUCCGCUUAAUCAGCCUGUCAGGCCUGGGCUCUUUCCUAUUAAUCAGCCUAUUGGUACUAUAAAUAGUCCAGUUGCAGCUGGACCUCUCCCUAUUGCUCAGCCUGUUAGCCCUGUAAAUCAACCAGUUGCACCAGGAGUCCUCCCUGUAAAUCGACCAGUUGCACCAGGAGUUCUCUCUGUGAACCGAUCGCUUGGGAAUGUGAAUAGACCCAUUGGUCCCAGAGUCCUUCCUGUGGCCCAGACGGUUGCAUCAGGGGUUCUCCAGCUUAAUCAGCCUGUUGCAUCUGGUGUUGUUCCUGUAAGACAGCCUGUCAGGCCUGGGUUUCUUCAGCUUAAUCAGCCUGUUGCUCCAGGAGUUAUCCCUGUAAAUCAGCCAGUUAGACCUGCUGUUUCUCAGAACACGGCUUUUUUGACUGCAGGCCCUAUACUUAGACAGUUGAUUCCAACUGGUAAGCAGGUUAAUGGGAUACCUACGUACACGCUUGCUCCGGUUUCAGUUACUUUGCCUGUACCUCCCGGUGGUGGCGUAGCGACUGUUACACCACCGCAAAUGCCCAUCCAGCUGAUGCAGUCUGGGACGGUAGCGCAAUUAUCUCAGUCACCAGCUAGUGCACCCUCUCCUCCAGUGGUUGUAACAGCUCAGAAUGUAUCUUUACAGGCUUCCCCACCUGGUCCGGAAACAAGUCAGGCUAUCAAACAGGCCAAGCAGUGGAAGACUUGUCCUGUUUGCAAUGAGCUUUUCCCAUCAAAUGUCUACCAGGUGCACAUGGAGGUGGCUCACAAACAUGGUGAAAUCAAAAUGGAGGAAAACUUGGAACCUGACAAACUUGCAGCUUGCGCACCCUUUUUAAGGUGGAUGACAGAAAAGACUGUCCGGUGUUUCUCUUGUAAAUGUUUUCUGUGUGAGGAAGAGCUUAUGAAACAUCUCUUGAUGCAUGGUUUAGCUUGCUUGUUUUGCACACUUACUUUCCAUGACUUAAAAAGCCUUGUGGAGCACAAUAAAAUUACACACAAUGGGAAAAAGAAAUUACAUGCAGAUUACAGCAACAGAGGAUUUCAACUAGAUAAUGAUGCUCAGGGCGACCUUGUAUUUCCACACUUUGAUUUUAGCACAGUGUUACCAAAAGAAGACAUUGGUGAGAAAGAAGUACAUCUGGCAGUGCUUGCUGGAGUAAAUUCAAGGACGCUUGUCCCUGUUUACAUCAAAGUGAAACCUCAGACAGUGGAAGUGAACAAUAGAUGCAACAAAAAAGUGUUAACGUGUCCUUUUUGUUUUGGUACCUUUGUUAGUAAAGAAGCCUAUGAAAUGCAUUUGAAAGAGAGGCAUCAUAUAAUGCCAACUGUACAUACAAUUUUAAAGUCCCCUGCUUUCAAGUGCAUCCACUGCUGUGGAGUGUACACUGGAAAUAUGACUCUGACAGCUAUUGCUGUACAUUUGCUCCGUUGUAGAAGUGCUCCCAAAGACAGCAACUCAAGUGUGAAGAUGCAGCUUGAGCGCACCGAGAAGAAAGAGCUACUGUUUGUGAAUGGUGAAAAGCACGAUUCUGUGAUGCUUAAAAGAAAACAAUCGGAUACCUGCUUUGUUGCAGAAGACCAAAGGAAUAAAGAACAGCAGCCUCAAACCUUAAGUACUGGCAUAGCUCUAUCUCCAGAAAGAGAACUGAAUUCAGGGGUAGUGCCUUUCAAGCGACAAAAGACUAAUACUAGGACUGAGAUGAAGAAACUUUAUUCUAGUGAGGAUCUUCGCAUUCUAGCAGUAGAUCCUAAGCAGUAUGAACACAAUUCGUGUGAGGCUCAAAACCAGUUUUUGACAGAUUACUUUAACAGGAGGCCAUAUCCUACUAAAAAAGAGAUGGAAUUGCUAUCUUCACUGCUGUAUGCAUCGAAAAUUGAUAUUGCAUCCUUCUUUGGAAAAAGGAGGAAUAUAUGCUUAAAGGCGAUAAAAAAACACAAACCAUCUGUGCUGCUGGGUUUCAGUGUGUCUGAACUAAAAAAUAUUAAGCACCGUUUGAAUUUAAAAGAUGAACCAUUAAAUAUGUAAGCGGUUUUUAAAACAACUAAAAGCAAUCCAUAAUUGCAUACUUAUCAGUUUAGCAAUUUAUUGUACUUGAGUUAUUUGUUUUAACUUGCAGACUGGCCUGUUGAAGGGUUACAGUAGUAUAAAAGUCUCGUUCGGUUGUGACUGUUCUUGUGAAAGGCACACGUAGUUGUGUAUUUGGAAAAGCUAAAACCUUCGGAUUUACACUUCCGGAAUUUGUUUUAGCUUUUUACUUUUUCUGGAGUAGAUUUUUUUUGUUUUGUGUUUUGCUCUCCUUCCCCUUCAGCCUCCCAUGAGACUUUUUUUAUACCACCAUGUAAAACGUUUGUCCUGUUUAAAAACAAAUUUUAUUUUUUUCUGCAAUGUCAACGUCUUUUCUAAACAAUAAAAUGUAUAAUGUUGGUUAAAACACUGAGGUAAACUAGAUGGAAAAAAUCUAUUUGAUUAUUUGUGGUUUUUAACUCCUAAAUUUUUGUUCUUUUUCCUAUUUUCUUUUUAUCCACUGAAGAAAGUGAUUGUAGCCUUUACAUCCAUUCCUCCCCUCCCCCCCAUUUUAGAUGCGCUGGUAGCAAUAAAAUACUUGGCAGUCUUUUUUUUCCAGUCAGAAUACCUUUGCCAGUUAAAUUUGGUGACUUGUAAUAUCUAACUAGCACUACCAUGGUGGGCGUUCUGGUGGGAGGAGGAGAAGGCCUUUUAAACUGUUAUAGUUAACUGACUUGAAAUGGCUGUGUGUGUUAUCUGUUAAAUAGGUCUUGCUAAACAGAAUCGUUAACUCCUUUGGUUGGUGUUGAAACCUGGUUGUUUAAAUAUCUGUUGUUCAAAGCAGUAGCAUUGGUUCUUAUUUCUAAAAGCAAAAAAACGCUUUGGAGAGAGUCAGAUUGCUUUGAUAUGUGGAAUAUGCGACUUUCAUGCAUGUACCUUCUCUGCAGAAGCCUUAUCCAAUAAUCACUGAAGUUUCAUGGAAAUAAGAUACGUAUAUAUACAUAAUUUCAGUUGAUGUUGCAUAAGGUAGUAACUGGGCAGCCCAUCCUCCAUGACAAAUUAGUUACGUGGCUUGAACAACUCUGAGGCAGACGCUGUAUAAACAAACUGGAUGAAUUGCUUGUGUCAACACUUCCAACUGUUGGUUACCUGAACUAAUGAUAUUCAUAUACUGAUGACAAAUUUCUACUGCUAUUAUAGCAAGUUAUAAGAGUUGUAUAAAAAUGGACUAGAUGAUCUCGCUCAAGGCAAACUAGCUUCCCUGUUAUGGAUUACAUCCAAAAUUGUCACUUAAGAAAAGUUGAUCAAAAAGUUAAUUUGAGUUGGAGGCCAUAAUCAGGCCUUAUUUAGUAUUAUUCUUUUUCUCUGGCUAUGUUUGGUUUUAGUUGGCUUAUAAAUAUUACCUCCGAAAUUCAUUAAUAGAUGGUUAACACUUGUAAUAAGCAACCUAUAAUAUUUAUUACUUCAUGCUUUUCCUUCUGCUUCCCAUAACCACCUCCCCUAGAAGAAGGAGGUGACUGUUCUAUCAGUGAACUUGUGCCAGUGUUAUAAGGGUAAUGUGCCCAUGCUUGGGUUUCCUUUUUUUUUUUUUUUUUUUUUUUUUGGAAAGUGGUAAACACACUUUUGUCCUAUGCAAUAGAGGUUUUUAAAGCAGAUAAAGAUUUUUUUGUGCUGUUUCUGAAAGGGCAUGAUGUUUGUAACAGACUUUGGUGCCUGUUCACCUGAGGUUCUCUAAGCUAUUUAAAAUUUUAUUUUGGAUACAACCUUGAUAUUUUCAUAUUGAUCACUUCAAAGAGUUUUGAUGUGUUUGUAGUGUCCAGUGACCUAAACUGAGAGAAUCUGCUACUUGGUAAAGCUUAGUCAUUUAAUACCACUGUUGAAGAAACAUAAUCACCUUUAUGGGAUAUCUCCCCUUCCUCUCCAAGAGUGACAGUGAGAAAGAAGCAGUGUAGUCUUAUAGCCUAGAAGUAGCUCAUUAAAAAUCAGUGAAUGACUAUAACAUUGCAGUUUGGUUUGUGAAGCAGUUUAGCGAGCUCUUAGUGAGGACAUUCUAAAGAUUCUUAAGUUUUAUGCAUUCAUUUUCACUCUCAAAAUCUAGAUAUUGUGAGCCAUGUGUUCUCUGGAGUAGUUCUGCUGGUAUCAGGGAAAUUCCAGUAGGGAGGAAUUGGGCAGCCUGUAUUGGCAGGAAAGCUUAUGAGGAACGGUUAGGGAUUGGUCUAAAGAUAACAGCGCUUCUUGGAGUGGGGAGCUGGGACGUCAUAGCAGAGUUCAUCCUUGCUUUGGGCACCAAGGAAGCAGUCUGAUCUUAGCAGCUUUCCCUAUAUACUGUCCAGUGGUGAUGUUAAAGCGUUUUAUCUAUUGGACUCUGAUUUCACAGUUUCAAAUAAACCAGGUUUCUAACUUAGGUGUGUGUGCAAAUGAUUACACGUUCUUCCCUCCCCCCACACCCUUUUUUUUAUAGUCAGGGAACUUGAUAUGAAAGUUUCUUUGGCUGCAGAAAGUCUGUUAUAAAGACACACAAGGAAAAUAAGACCUAAAACCUGGAACCACGUGCUCUAGGUAGACCUUAAAAAAUGCAUGCAUGAAGUAGUGCAUUACAGUAAUCUCUAGUGUUAUCACAAAUACUCACAAUACUGCUCUCUGCAUAUUUUCUUAUACAUUGAUAUCCUUAAAUCUUGGUGCUAAUUUGCUGUUGCUAAAUGCUCCUGUAUUCACUAAAUGAGGACUGUCGAAAUGGACAAAAAACAGAUGGAUUUUGAAAUGUGAAAAAAGUGACUGAGGAAUGAAAACACCUGUGAAACACUAUGGUUAUGGUUUCAGAAAAAGCCAAGGAGACUGAAAAAAGCAAAGUUAAAUUAGUGGCCAGACUUAAAGUAGACUUCUCCUGUAGGUGUCUUAAGUGUGAAAUCAUUUGGUUAGAAAGGGUUAGCCUGGAAACGUAUUGCUGCCGCUCUCUAGCAGUACCUGUGGGCUCCCUAGCACUUUCGUAAUGAAAGAUUCCAACACUCCUGGUAUCUCCUGUUGGGGAAAAAUACAAAUCUACCGAAUGAGCUGCCUUCUCAGCAGCAGACUUUUUUUUUUUUUUUUUUUCUGAAUGCAAGUCCUUGAGCAUGUGGAGGAAGCUCUGGUCCACUUCAAGAGAAAUCCAGUUGGGAAGAGUUGGUUCACAGGGCGACAGCCACAAGUAUUUGUUCCUUAUGGGGAUAAAAAAUACUUUUAUAUAUUCUGCUUCUGUAAUUUAUUGGUCUGGAGAAGUGUCUGGGAAAUACUCUGUGGUGUCCGAGUUUUACAGCAGAAAAUUGUAUUUGUGAAAUAGUGUGAAAGUUUAUUAUUUCAAUGUGUAAUAGGAAAGAUUAUUACUGUAAUGUUACUUGGUCAUGUCUCUUGUGUAUACAUUCAUGUGCUGGGGUUUAAGUUAAUAUUGUUUUGGGAAACUGAAUUUAUAUUUUUUGGAAGUGGAUGAAAAAACAGUAGCCU
Molecule: messenger RNA, 8248 nt
Organism: Struthio camelus australis
Lineage: Eukaryota; Metazoa; Chordata; Aves; Struthioniformes; Struthionidae
Source: RefSeq, a predicted model, not a curated record